Molecule: messenger RNA, 1389 nt
Organism: Drosophila ananassae
Lineage: Eukaryota; Metazoa; Arthropoda; Insecta; Diptera; Drosophilidae
Gene: Nap1
Product: nucleosome assembly protein 1-like 1
Exons: 6
Coding region: 137-1243 (368 amino acids)
Biological process (GO): nucleosome assembly
Cellular component (GO): chromatin; nucleus
Molecular function (GO): chromatin binding; histone binding
Source: RefSeq, a predicted model, not a curated record
UUAGGUCUUCAGGCCAGCGAAACUUGGCCGACGACAUGGCAACCCUGGCAAUCUCUUCUUCUUUUUUCCGUCGGCGUCGCUGCUGUGCUUGUCGGGUCGUUUUGUCGUUCGCUUUCUGAAUUUAAAGUAACUUAAAAUGGACGCUCCACCAGAGGGAACUGUUGAAUCCGAGUCCUGCAACGAAGUUGAGGACGAGAAGUCUGGCUCCGACUGCCAGUCGAUGCCCGCUUACAUGAACUCAGUGCUGCGGCGCCAGUACUUGCAGCAAAUGGUUAAGGUUCUGCCGCCCGUAGUCCAAAACAGAAUCACGGCUCUGAAAAACCUGCAAUUGGAGCACCUGAAAAUCGAAGCCGAUUUCUUCGAAGAGGUCUACAAGCUAGAGCGAAGCUAUCAGCUCAAGUACCAGCCGUUGUUCGACAAGCGCAAGGAAAUUAUCGAGGGUACAGUAGAUCCCGAUGUAGAGAAACCCAACUGGAAGGAGCCAGAGCAGAAUCCAGAGAUCGAUGGCGAAAUUGAAGUCUUCGAAGAAGCCUUGAAGACCUAUAAAAAUAUUCCCCAAAACGCCAAGGGUAUACCCGGUUUCUGGCUGACGGUUUUCCGCAACACUGCUAUUCUCUCCGAAAUGGUGCAACCCCACGACGAACCAGCUAUGCGAAAGCUGACUGAUAUUUCCAUCAAAUACGAUAGCGGGCAUUCGUAUACCCUGGAAUUCCAUUUCGAUAAGAACGAAUACUUCACAAACACGGUUCUAACAAAGCAAUACGUUUUGAAGUCCACGGUCGAUCCAGAAGAUCCAUUUGCCUUUGAGGGACCAGAGAUCUACAAGUGCUCGGGAUGCACCAUCAACUGGGAGAAGAAAAUGAAUUUGACGGUGAAGACCAUCAGGAAGAAGCAGAAGCAUAAGGAGCGUGGCGCAGUGCGCACCAUUGUCAAGCAGGUCCCAACUGAUUCCUUCUUCAACUUCUUCAACCCACCCGAGGUUCCAGCCGACGAGGAGAUCGAUGAUGAUUCCCAGCAGAUUCUUGCAACCGAUUUCGAAAUCGGACACUUUUUGCGCGCCAGAAUUAUUCCAAAAGCUGUGCUCUACUUCACCGGUGACAUUGUCGAUGAUGAGGACGAUGAGGAUGAGGAGGAGUUUGAAGGCGAGGACGAUGACUACGAUGAUGAUGAGGAACCACCAGCAAAGGGCCAGAAGGCGGCUGGCAACAAGAAACAGUCCCCCAAUGACUGCCCUAAUCAAUAGAUAUGGCUACUAUACCGAUUUAAUGUAGUGUAUAUAUGCAUAAUUCAAAUUUGAUUUGAAAUAUAUUUUUGGUGAAUUAAAAAUAAACUACAAACAAGUAUGAGCUGAAAUCGAAUAAACUGCACAAGAAUUGAUAUCAGAUACUA